This is a messenger RNA of Tribolium castaneum (red flour beetle), 979 nucleotides long. RefSeq names its product Glutathione S transferase T3 (gene GstT3). Gene Ontology annotation, biological process: glutathione metabolic process. Bases 209 to 889 code for a protein of 226 amino acids. The record is from RefSeq and is a predicted model, not a curated record. Lineage: Eukaryota; Metazoa; Arthropoda; Insecta; Coleoptera; Tenebrionidae. Gene Ontology annotation, cellular component: cytoplasm. The transcript has 6 exons. Gene Ontology annotation, molecular function: glutathione transferase activity.
GUAUCGAAAAUACACUUGAACGCUUGUUCAAAAAAAUUACGGCAUAUUUAUUUGGUUUAUCUUUUAAAAAAUGCCUUAUCAUUCUAGUGAUAAAAUGAGGUUAUGGUGUUAACAAAAUUAACAAAAAUAAAGAAAAAACAAAGUUUAAGUCAGGAGAGGACUUUGACCCCCGGCUUUCCACUUUCCAUUCGUCCAGCUAUCAAGUAGAAUGACUCUCAAAUUGUAUCUCGAUUUUUUAUCACAGCCCUCAAGGGCUUUGUAUAUUUUUUUCAAAAUUAAUAAAGUGCCCUUUGAGCUGUCCCAGGUCGCACUGAGAAAAGGUGAACAUUUGAGUGAGGAAUUCAAAACAAACUUGAAUCGAUUUCAAAAAGUGCCUUUCAUACACGAUGGCGAUUUUAGACUCACCGAAAGUGUGGCUAUCAUUAGAUACGUUUCAAAAGUGCACAACAUUGACAACAACUGGUACCCCAAAGAGACCAAAGCCCAAGCCCGAGUCGAUGAGUACCUCGAGUGGCAACACAACAACACUAGAGCCUUCUGUGCCCUCUAUUUCCAAAGAAAAUGGCUUUUCCCACUGUUGACCGGACGGCAAACGAGUCCUGAAACUAUGCAAAAAUACGAAGACAACAUGCUUGCUUGUUUGGACCAAAUUGAAAAUAUUUGGUUAGCUGACACGCCCUACUUGUGUGGGGACAGGAUCUCGGUUGCUGAUAUUUUUGCCGCUUGCGAAAUUGAGCAACCACGGGUUGCCGGGUUUGAUCCGAUUAAAGGACGGCCCGUUUUAAGCGCUUGGAUGAAUCGGGUGCGAAGCGAGGCAAGCCCUUUUUAUGAAGAGGCGCACGCUGUUUUAAAUAAACUGGCAGAAAAGGGCGGAAAGGCCAAACUGUGAAGGGGCUUGGCGCUUUUUUUGAACUUAUUCAACCACCUUUCAAACAAUUUCAAUUUGAAUUACUGUUACAAAUAAAGAAAUAAUUCAGUA